UGCUAAGUGCGUCAGUUGUGCAGAGACGUAGACGAGUUAAAUCCUGGUCUGUGGGAGGUAGACGACUCCGUCGCAGAUUACGGCCCCCUCUGGGUCUCAGCCGCCAAAGAUCCUGUCCGGUAGGAAAUACUAGCCGGACAUCAUGAGUGGCUGUCGAGUAUUCAUCGGGAGGCUAAAUCCAGCGGCCAGGGAGAAAGACGUGGAAAGAUUCUUUAAGGGAUAUGGACGAAUAAGAGACAUUGAUCUGAAAAGAGGCUUUGGUUUUGUGGAAUUUGAGGAUCCGAGGGAUGCAGAUGAUGCUGUAUAUGAACUUGAUGGAAAAGAACUCUGCAGUGAAAGGGUUACUAUUGAACAUGCUAGGGCUCGGUCUCGAGGUGGAAGAGGUAGAGGACGCUACUCUGAUCGUUUUAGCAGUCGCAGACCUAGAAAUGAUAGACGAAAUGCUCCACCUGUAAGAACAGAAAAUCGACUUAUAGUUGAGAAUUUAUCCUCAAGAGUCAGCUGGCAGGAUCUCAAAGAUUUCAUGAGACAAGCUGGGGAAGUAACCUUUGCGGAUGCACAUCGACCUAAAUUAAAUGAAGGGGUGGUUGAGUUUGCCUCUUAUGGUGACUUAAAGAAUGCUAUUGAAAAACUUUCUGGAAAGGAAAUUAAUGGGAGAAAAAUCAAAUUAAUUGAAGGCAGCAAAAGACACAGUAGGUCAAGAAGCAGGUCUCGAUCCCGUACCAGGAGUUCCUCUAGGUCUCGGAGCCGAUCUCGUUCCCGUAGUCGCAAGUCUUACAGCCGGUCAAGGAGCAGGAGCCGUAGCCGGAGCAAGUCUCGUUCUGUUAGUAGGUCUCCUGUGCCUGAGAAGAGCCAGAAACGUGGUUCUUCAAGUAGAUCUAAGUCUCCAGCAUCUGUGGAUCGUCAGAGGUCCCGGUCCCGAUCAAGGUCCAGAUCAGUUGACAGUGGCAAUUAAACUGUAAAUAACUUGCCCUGGGGGCCUUUUUAAAAAAAAAAAAAAAAAAAAAAAACAACAACAAAACAAAAAUUCCCAAACCAUACUUGCUAAAAAUUCUGGGUCAAGGGUGUCUUCCACUCACCCUUCAACAGCUGCAGGACAGACCCAUUAAAACAGCUGUUAUUGAUAAUAAAAUAUUACAAAACUG
Molecule: messenger RNA, 1145 nt
Organism: Cynocephalus volans (Philippine flying lemur)
Lineage: Eukaryota; Metazoa; Chordata; Mammalia; Dermoptera; Cynocephalidae
Gene: SRSF5
Product: serine and arginine rich splicing factor 5
Exons: 9
Coding region: 143-955 (270 amino acids)
Cellular component (GO): cytoplasm; nucleus
Molecular function (GO): mRNA binding
Source: RefSeq, a predicted model, not a curated record